AGCUACAUGUGUACUAAUCUCCCAUAGAGCUGCACUUUGCUGGACCCCAAGAAGAGUGGCUGCUGAACUAAUGGGGAUCCAUAAUAAAUGCACAUACUGCAACACACUGCAAAACAAAAACGGCCUGAAAGCCUUUUCAAUUCUUAUCAACAGAUCACAGGAUGCCACUAACCUUCUCACAGAGGAUCUGGUUAUGGUGGAGCAGCGGGUGGAGCCAGCCAAGAAGGCAGCGCAGGUUAUUCACAAGAAGCUGCUUUGCUGUCUGCAGAGUCAACUCGGGCUGGACACAGAGAGACGAAUGAAAAAACUCCCUCUCAUGCUGCUCUCUGUUAGCAUGGCUGAGAGCUUUAAAGACUUUGAUGCAGACUCUUCUAUCAGGAAAGUGUUGGAGAUGUGUUGCUUCAUGGAGAACCAUCUGGCCAAAACGCUGGCUGAAUUUGAGCUGAAGCUGGAGAAGGAAGUUUUGGAGCCUCUCAAUAAGCUCAGUGAGGUAAGGGCUGCAGGAGCAAGAGGCUUUCAGACUCUUUGGACGAAAAUGAAAGUUUGUGAUUAUGUAGUAUCACAUCAAAUCAAAUCAAAUGUUAUUUGUCACAUGCGCCGAAUACAAGAAGACCUUCCAGAGAUUCUCAAAAACAAGAAGCAGUUUGCAAAACUCACAAUGGACUGGCACAAUGCACUCAACAAGUCCCAGGCCAGUACGGGCCCUCAGGCAAAGCAGGACGGGCUGAAAGAAGAGGUGGAGGAGGCCUGGAGGAAACUGGAGAGCAUCAAGGACCAAUACUCUGCAGAUCUCUAUCACUUUGCCACUAAAGAACAGGCCUAUGCCAACUACUUCAUUCGUCUGCUGGAACUACAAGCAGAACAUCAUAAGAAUUCCCAUGACUUCCUGGAACGAUACAUCACUGAGCUAAAAGAAAGCCACAAUCAAACAGACUCCCAGAAGAACAACUCUAGGGGGAAGGUAUACGGGGAGCCCCUGCUGACUCACCUGUAUGACAGCGGCAGGGAGAUCGCUGUUCCCAUCCAGGAGUGUGUUCACAUGCUGCUGCACACCGGCAUGAGGGAGGAGGGUCUGUUUCGUCUGGCGGCAGCAGCCUCGGUAGUGAAGAGGCUGAAGAGCAGUCUGGAUGGAGGAGUCAUGAACCACAGCGAGUUCACUGACCCUCAUGCAGUCGCAGGGGCUUUGAAAAGCUACCUGAGAGAGCUGCCUGAACCCCUCAUGACCUUUGAACUCUACAAUGAUUGGUUUCAAGCAGCAGGGGAGAAAGAAUUGACAGACAAACUUGAGCAGUUUAAAAUUGUGCUGAAGAAGUUACCAUCAGAAAACUACAACAACCUCCGGUAUCUGGUACAGUUCCUGUCAUGUCUGUCAGAGCAGCAGGCGGUUAACAGGAUGAGUCCCAGUAACAUUGCCAUAGUACUGGGUCCCAAUCUGUUGUGGCCUCACAUGGAGGGGGAGGCAGCGUUGUUGGACAUGGCGUCUGCCUCCUCUGUCCAGGUCGUGGCGGUGGUUGAGCCUCUCAUAAAAUACUCCAGCAGCCUGUUUCCAGAAGAGGUGGACUUUGAGAUUCCUGAACUUCCUGGGGUCUCAGAUUUGACCUUGUUAGAACCUGAACCCUCAGAGUCUGGGAAAGAGAACCUUGCCAGAACUACCUCCUCCCCUUCCUUAUGCUCUUCCUCUACCCCUGCUCAUCCUUCUCUCUGUAAAACAAUCAGCUCAGCGUCACAGAACAGUGGAGGUCUAUUCAUCUUCAAGUCAGGCUCCAUUGUUCAGAGAACCAGCACCUGGGGGAACUCUGCCUCAGACCCACCUAGCUCAACCCCACUUACCCGUACCUCAGUCCAGACACAGAGCACGUUCCCCAUCUCAAGCCCAACACUGGUUCACAACACAUCCCCACUACCCAGCCCCAAACUGGCUCCUGGCCCAACCCUGGUUCCUUCCCCACUACCGGUGUCUGUAUGUAGUCCGACCCAGAAGCAGAGACCUGAAUCAGGAUCACUAGAACCCAUCUUAGAGGCCCCACCGGACUCCCCCAAAGCUAUACUGAAGAUCACCUCACCAUACAAACCGAGGAGUUCCUUCUUUCAACACAAGCGGUCCAUCCCGGGUAAAGAGCAGGUGGUCGCUACAUACUCCAGACCCAGGACCCCAGCACCUCCAGCCCCAGCAGAGGCAUCCAAAACCCAGCCACACCCUGCACCCAAGCCCCUAGCUCCGGUCCUGAAGAAGGCCCCAAACAAAAAGGGUGCAAUUAGACCCCCUCAAAUCCCACCACCCAAGCCCCCAGUACUGGUGAGCAAACAGGUGACCUCUAUAGCGCAGUGAUGAGGUAGAGAUAUAGAGUAUCAUCUAAGCCUGUGUAAAGAAGUUUUCUUAUGCUUUAGGUACAAAUGUAGACUGUAACCUGACAUUUGGUGUAACCUUGUUUGGGUUGCGUAUCAAGGCCAGAGAUGUAUUGGGCUUCUGCAGCCAGUUCCAAGUGCUUUGUAGCUUGAGCGCUACCAUACAGUUUCUUCCGAAAUUAUUCACACCCCUUGACUUUUUUCAUGUUGUUGAGUUACAGCUUGAAUUUAAAAUAGAUUCCAUUUAGAUUUUUGUGUCACUGGCCUACACACAAUACCCCAUAAUGUCAAAGUGAAAUUAUGUUAUUCAAAAUUUGUACAAAUGAAUUACAAAUGAAAAGCUGAAAUGUCUCGAGUCAAUAAGUAUUCAACCCCUUUGUUAUGGCAAGCCUGCAUAAGUUCAGGAGUAAAAAUGUGCUUAACAAGUCACAUAAUAAGUUGCGUGGACUGACUAUGUGUGCAAUAAUAGUGUUUAACAUGAUUUUUGAAUGACUACCUCAUCUGUAAGGUGCCUCAGUCGAGCUGUGCAUUUCAAACACAGAUUCAACCACAAAGACCAGGGAGGUUUUCCUUUGCCUCACAAAGAAGGACACCUAUUG
Messenger RNA from Salvelinus namaycush (lake trout), 2945 nucleotides. Its product is annotated as SH3 domain-binding protein 1-like. The record is from RefSeq and is a predicted model, not a curated record. Gene Ontology annotation, cellular component: cytosol; intracellular anatomical structure; cytoplasm. The transcript is spliced from 17 exons. Gene Ontology annotation, biological process: signal transduction; regulation of actin cytoskeleton organization; positive regulation of GTPase activity. Gene Ontology annotation, molecular function: GTPase activator activity; protein binding. Bases 71 to 2329 code for a protein of 752 amino acids. Lineage: Eukaryota; Metazoa; Chordata; Actinopteri; Salmoniformes; Salmonidae.